This is a messenger RNA of Yamadazyma jaroonii, 2085 nucleotides long. NCBI's taxonomy places the organism in Eukaryota, Fungi, Ascomycota, Pichiomycetes, Serinales, Debaryomycetaceae. The record is from the annotation of a GenBank genome assembly.
AUGAGAAAGUCGCGUCAACAGAUGAAUAUUGACUCUAAGAUAUCCAAUCUUCUAGAGGAUGACGAUAGAAAAGAGACAUUGAGGAAUCUCCAGUCCUAUAUCAACACCCAUGGAAUAGACCAAUCGAAUCUCGAAGCGUUAUUCGAAUUGGUUUUCCAUUCAAAACUCUCAAACAAUGAGAAGAAGUUCAUCAUCAAGAAUCUCUUGAUCCCCAAUGGUUCUUAUAUCAUAGACUUCAAGAUUCUGUAUCAAAUCAUCAGUGCUGUAGGAUACCCACGGACUUAUUUCAAAGGAGGGAAGAAAGUCACCCAAAAGAAGCUUUCAAUGUCAACUCAACAGUUAUUAUUACAUUGGCUAGUGUCUUCUAUUCACUUGUUUGGGGAUAAGAUCUAUAAGAAACUUCACAAUUUGUUACCUGUGCUAUUCAAUUUGUUAUCAUUUGAGUUCCUGAGACCGUCAAUUGCCAAUUUGAUCUUUUUAACGGUGUUAAAUACCAAUAAAUCCAUUAGUUUUAAAGAUAAAUAUAACUUAGUGUUGAUUAAACAAUGGCAGAUUCAAUUGACGGUGGAUUUAGCUUUGAAAUUUCCCUUGGAUGAAUCUUUAAAGAACCUUCUAGUGCUUUUCAAAGAAGUCAUACCUUCAUUGGAUUAUAAAUUAUACACUAAGAAGAAUAUGAAUUUCGUCACUAAGAUUUCCAAACCUUUCAAAUACCCUGAUACCAACUUCUUAGCUAAACUUAGUGAAGUGAAUACGUCUAAUUCACAAUCCAAUGUUAUCAUCAACAAUAAUCUCAACCAGUAUAAUACCUUUGAUAGGAUGAUUAGAAAACGGAGAAAGAUCAAUAGUGAAGAGAUUCUGGAUAUAGAGAUUUUAAAUCCCGAUUCCAUAUCGAUAUAUGACUACAAUUCAUUGAUUACUUUGGUACUUGAUUUGAGUAAGAUUACGUACUUGAAUUACCAUAGUCUUUUGAACAAUUCUAUGAGAAAUUAUAAUAAUCGAUUCAGAGUCCAUUGUUUGGUAUUGAAAGCGUUGAUCGAUGAUGAGGAUCCGGUGGUGACGAAAUUCCAUAGUUUUGUUAACCAUAAAAUCGAACUUUUGAUGGCUACCGACACUUUACCGUUAGAACCAGUGUUUGAUAGAUUAUCUGAACUUCAACUCAUAUAUCCCGUUGAUUUAGGUCGCUUAAUGGCGUUUAGGACCAACAACCCUUCAGUUCACAUGUCCAUAUUGAAACUUAUGAGGAACAGUGGGUUUGACAGAUUGAACUUGAAUUUUGAUUUGACGUUGUUGAAGAAUUAUAAAACCGAUAAAAUCAAUGAGAAUUUGAUUAUUCGAUUUUUCCAUGAAUUUUCUGUGUACGUGAACCACGGUCAGUUUUCUGAUAAAUUUCCAUCGUUGGUUUCACUGGUGUUCAAGUUCUUCGAUGAAAAUAUUCAUUAUUUCACGGUGGCCAUAAAAUUAUCUUUCAUGAAGGUCUUGAAAUCCCUACAAUCGACGUCAGAAUCCGUUCAAGAUAAAAUCGGACAUAUCCUCCUUUCCAUUCCCAUGAUCAGUAAACUUCUCCUUACAUCCAAUCCCAUCAUUGUGUCAGAAACUUGUGGAUAUAUUUUAUUCCUUAAGAAAUUGAAUUACAAUAAACAACUUCAAAGUCAUCUUGUCAUGGAUACUUUGAACUUUAUAUGGAGAGAUAAAUCUUUCCAUUACAUAGAAGGUACUACCAACAAAGGAAUGUUGUUGAAUCCUAAACUUAUAGAUAAACUAUCCACCUUAAACACUUUUGGGUAUUCGAAUCUAACGAGAAUUUCUACCAUCGGGAACUUGUUUCAUAAUCCCGCAUGGUCCUUCAUCACAGCAGAAAUCAUAUGGAACUUAGAAGAUAAACAUCAUGUAUCUAAACGACAUCCAGGUCCUAUAACUGAUGAAUCAGUAGAAAAAAUAGAAGGAUGGAUUGAUUUGAACUAUGAACAAGUUAAACUCCAGGUUUUAAGAGAAUUGGAUAGAUUGGGAUACAAGGGAUUAGCUGAUUUGUUAUUUGGUUCUUUAAGAAGUUUAGAACGAACCAGACAAUCAAUUAUUGUAGAAUAA